Messenger RNA from Xenia sp. Carnegie-2017, 1729 nucleotides. RefSeq names its product superoxide dismutase [Cu-Zn]-like. Gene Ontology annotation, molecular function: copper ion binding; superoxide dismutase activity. The coding region runs from base 907 to 1461 and encodes 184 amino acids. The record is from RefSeq and is a predicted model, not a curated record. NCBI's taxonomy places the organism in Eukaryota, Metazoa, Cnidaria, Anthozoa, Malacalcyonacea, Xeniidae. Gene Ontology annotation, biological process: removal of superoxide radicals. The transcript is spliced from 5 exons.
GAGUUCACAAAUGGGAAAGAACAUAAUUCUUACCAAGCAAAACUUAAAGGUCUUUCCACGAGAAGAGACAAGCGCCAUUUUAGACUUUGACCAUUGUAUGCAUUACUUCAUGUAAGUCACCACAACUGUAUAAGCAGAUUUGACAUUCAAUGAAACACCAUGAAACACAACUGGUCAAAUGGUAAAUUUUUUUACAAUCUUAUUAGUUCCAGUUUACCACUAAAAAUAGCACCUUGGUUUCAUAAUUUAAAGUGUUUUUCAGUUCAGACGUUCUCUUUAACAUUAUGUAAACCAAUAUUUCUACAAUGUCAACAACACUCCUGCUGUAAAACGUAGGUACGUAUUAUAUUUCUGUGUCAGAGGACACUAAUCCUUACUUUGCAACCAGCAUCCAGAAUGGCAAGAUCUUUAAAAGUAUUCGCAUUUUUCAUGCUCACAUACAGCUUCUUUGGUAAACAUUCAGAGUCUUCAAAUCCAAGAAAAGGUGAAAUAAGAACAUCUAUAGUUUUUAUACGAUUUUUUAAGUUUGCGUAAGCAAGCGUUAUUUGACGCUAGAUGAGUUUGAAUAAAACAUAAAUUUUCCUCAGAAUAUGUACAUCGGGUGGCCACAAACCAUGAAAUUCUUUGAAUUUUUUCCCAUGAAUGACAUUCCUGUUAGAACUGCUUUCGCCAAGUUUGAUGAAUGAAAAUAUCAAUGAACAAAGUCGAGAAUCUUAGUGAUGGUGGAAAUAUUUUAGAUGGGAACAUUUUAUACGUUGCUUUCCAUUAAACAUUAAAGCAAAUUACUUUCCAAGAAAGAAGUUAACUUUACCACAACGAUUCGUUUUGUUUAGCAAUACAUUUACACAACCCGACCGAUUAAUUAUGUACUCGUGAAUUGAAAGACACCAGUAAACGAACGCCGACAUGAAACGAUUGUGUUCAAUGGUAGAACGUACAGUAAGAAUUAGUUUUUGUCAUUAUAGCCAUUCAAAAAGCAAAAAGUAUCUUACUACAACCAAACGAUGGAAAAAGGGGAGAAUUAAAGGAACAGUGGAGCUUUUUCAACCUACAAUGUUGAAAGUACCGACAACCUUUAUGAAGAUUAAUAUUAAAGGUCUGAUACCAAACUCUGUUCAUGGUUUUCACAUCCAUGAGUACGGAGACAUUGUUACAAAAGGAUGUCAAAGCACAGGAGGACAUUUUAAUCCACAUCAACAAAUGCACGGAGCACCCAUGGACUAUCGAAGACAUGUAGGGGACCUGGGUAACGUAUACGCCGACAAUAAAGGUGAAGUAAAAGUUAUUAAACGCGAUGUGUUUGUCUCGUUAGUAGGUGAACUAAGCGUUCUUGGUCGAGCUUUUGUGCUUCAUGAACAAAUAGACGACUUAGGACGAGGCGGUAACAUAGGAAGUCUAAAGACAGGAAAUGCGGGCAAAAGGAUUGCUUGUGGUGUGAUAGUCCGAACGCCCGACUUGUAGUUAAGAUUUCUUUCAUCAAUAAACAUGUAGGCAAAUAAACAGUGAAAUGAAGACAACGCUGGCGUAAUAAAUAAAACUCGCUAUAUUUAAAAAAAAUACUCACAAAUUGCGUCAUCGCAUUGUCAAAGAUUUUGACGGUUGGAUUGGCUGUUUUGGAUUAAUCAUUGUCGUCAUAAAUACGGGAGGAUGAAUAUUACUAUGAUGUACAUUAUAUCCUUUAUUUAUUAUCUUCUUUACACCUGAUCUAUAAAUAGAAAUGAGCAAUAUA